Vespula pensylvanica (western yellowjacket) is the source of this 669-nucleotide messenger RNA. Its product is annotated as POU domain, class 4, transcription factor 1-like. The annotation marks the transcript as partial. The record is from RefSeq and is a predicted model, not a curated record. Lineage: Eukaryota; Metazoa; Arthropoda; Insecta; Hymenoptera; Vespidae. The transcript has 3 exons.
CGAAAACAGAGACGAAAACGGAGACGAAAGACGCGGACGGUAACGACUACGAGUACGACAGCGACGGCGACGGCGACGACGACGACGACGACGACGACGACGACGACGACGACGACGACGACGACGACGACGACGACGACGACGGUGGUUACGGUUAAAAGCGGCGGCACGGUGUCUUGCGGAGGAGUAGCGCGUGAUCAGGAAGUGGAGGAGGAGGAGUCGGACGAAGGAGAAGGAGGAGGUGCUGGAGGAGGAGGCCCAGGGGGAGGAGGAGGAGGUGGAGGAGCUGGUGUCGGAGGUGGAGGAGGACGAGGAGGAGGAGGAGGAGAAGAGGAGGAGGAGGAGGAGGUGGAGGUGGAGGUGGAGAAGGCGGUGGAGGAGGUGGUGGCCAAGGUGUUUUUCACGGUCGCGAACCGAUCGUCCGGUACGAACGUGCCGAGAAGGAGGAGGAGGAGGAGGAUACCGAAGGCGGCGGCGGCAACGACGACGGCGACGGCGACGACGGCGACGACGACCACGACGACGGCCACGACGACGGCAACGGCGACAGCGACAGCGACAGCGACAGACGAGGACGAGGACGAGGAAGAUUCGAAGAACUGGAACGAGAACUACCGUCAACCGAUCCGAAGAUAUUUCCUCGUCGUCGAGAACGCGCCUACGUGCUAA